UAUAUAUAUAAUUAAUAAUUAUAUUAUUGUUGCAGUUCAAAAGUCAUUUUCGCGUUGCAAGACCAACAGCUUAUAAAAUAAUUGAAAUUUAUGAACAUUCCAAAUUCUAUCCAUUUGAUCGGAGUAACGGAGGUAGUGAACCUACUACCGCAGAAUUGGAUAUUUUAUCUUUUUUGUGGUUUGCUGGGAAUAAAGUCUGCCUUAGAGAUGUGUCGCAAAGAUUUGGAGUAUGUCAUGCAACAACUUUCAGGCAGAAUAACCGAGUGCUUAAUUUUUUAAUUGACAUGGCUCCAAAGAUCAUAAAAUUUGGAGACAACGAAGUUUCUGCAAACGAGUUCUUACAAAUUGCUGGUAUUCCUAAUGUAAUUGGCUGCAUAGAUGGCACGUCGAUUAAAGUACGAACACCAGCGCAUAAAAUUAAAUCUACCUACGUAAAUAGGCAUGAUAUUCCUGCAAUCACAUUACAGGGUAUAUGUGAUGUUCGAAAAAGAUUUAUCGAUGUCUUCACUGGGAUUCCAGCAAAGAUCCACGAUGCACGAGUUCUAAAGUUAUCGGAUAUCAAUGAUGAUUUACGACGAAUCUGUGAUCGAAAAUUUCAUAUAUUGGGAGAUGCAGCAUACCCCAUACGAGAAUGGUUACUGAUUCCCUAUAGGGAUUAUGGAAAUCUGUCCGAUAAGCAGCGACAGUUUAAUAAACAAUUUUGUGCAACACGAGUAUUAAUCGAAAAUGCAUUUGGACUCUUGAAAAAUCGUUUUCGACAACUUACUGAAUUAGAUCUUCAUAGCGUUGAUAAAAUAUCUAAAUUCAUAAUUUCUUGUUGCGUCUUGCAUAACUUUUGCAUUGACAACAACGAUUUUUUUAUUUUUAAUGAUGGUAUCGAGUUAGACAAUCAAGAACCUAAUUAUGAAGAUAGAGGGGAACAAGAAACUCUACUCCGGAGAUUAGGAGAAAUUAAAAGAGAUCAUUUAUUAAAUGUACUUUUUCCAUGAGAUAAAGCAUGAUACGACAAUAAUUAAAUUAUAUAUUGCACAUGUAUUUGUUGUUUGUACGUAAAUCAUAAUAAUAAACAUUUUUGUUUGUAAA
This is a messenger RNA of Vollenhovia emeryi, 1083 nucleotides long. RefSeq names its product putative nuclease HARBI1. The coding region runs from base 285 to 989 and encodes 234 amino acids. The transcript has 4 exons. Lineage: Eukaryota; Metazoa; Arthropoda; Insecta; Hymenoptera; Formicidae. The record is from RefSeq and is a predicted model, not a curated record.